AUGGAUCUCGCCACAAUCCAGGAAGCCAACCGUCUCCGGGUGGAGAUGGGGAUGAAGCCGCUGCCGGUGCCAGGCGAAGAGCCGGAGGCCAAGGGCAGCGACGAAGAAGACGAAGACCCGCUGGCGACGUUGGACGGACGACAUGCACUGGCGUUUGACAACUACAAGAAGGUGCAGGACGCGGAGCUGGCGAAGCGGCGGCGCGAAGAGAAGGCCGAAGCUGUCAAGCGGGCGCGCGAGAAGGCGCAGCGGCAUGCGGUGCUGGAGGGCCACACGCUGGGCGAACUGGAGGGCGGAAUCCUGGGCAACAGCGACAAGGGAGACGGAGCCGACGGCGACGCCAAGGCCUGGUUGCGCGGACAGAAGCAACGGCAGAAGAAGAUUACGAAGCAGAGCGAGGCAGAGGCGGCCGCGGAAGAAGAAGAGCGCCAGCGGCGAAAACGGCUGGUAGGCCACGACAUGUCGGCGCUGCUGGACGGCGGCGACCAGAUCCUGACGCUGCGCGACGCGACUGUGCUCGAGAACGAGGACGACGGCGACGAGCUGGAGAACAUGGAGCUGCGCGAGCACGAGAAGCUGCAGGAGCGGCUAGACCUGAAGAAGAAGCGGGUGGCCUACGACCCGCUGACGAUGACAGACGACGAGACGCCAGGCUCGCGAACAAUCUUGGGCCAGUACGACGAGGAGAUCCACGGGAAGAAGCGCAAGACGUUCACGCUGGACCCCAACGCGAUCCUCGGCCCAGACGGGAACUCGGCUGCGGCAGGCAAACCGGCGACAGUCCUGGACAUGGCGGCCGGGGGCCUCAGCAGCAAACACAGCGUGCUCCAGCACGUGGAUCUCAACGACCUUCUCGCGGGCGGUCCGUCGUCGGACUACGUGGAUGCGUCGGAGCUCAAGAUCCGGAAGCCCAAGAAGAAGUCCAAGGAGAAGAAGGCGGCACGGGCGACCAGAAGGCGCGGUGGUGGUGGAGGUGACAACGGGGACGACGACGUUCUGUUCCCGGCCGAGGCAACGGUGGAGGACGACGCGAAGAUGGACGUCGACACAGCGGCCGUAGAGGCGGCAGCGGCAGCCGAUCGGAAGCAGAAGAAGCGCAGGGCGAUGGAAGAGGCCGACGAGGACCUGAUGCACGACGAAGAGAGCUUGCAGGCAGUGUUGGCAGUACAGCGACGCGAGGCGCUGAAGAAGCGGAAGCGCAUGCGGCCAGAAGACGUGGCUAAGCAGCUGCGCGAGGCCUCGGCAGAAGGGGCAGACGGCGAGGGAGAGGGGCAGCAGGGUGGCGGUCUGGUGAUUGACGAGACGGCCGAGUUUAUCAGCAAUCUGAAACGACGAGAGGACCGGGAAGACGAGCUGCCGCGGGCACGGAAGCAGACGGAACCGUCGUCGGUCACGGCGAUGGACGCUGACAGCAGCGAGGACGAGAAUGGCCAGGACGUGGAGAUGAAGGACGAGCAGGGCGGAGAGCAGGGCGAGCGAACCGAAGGUCAGGGCGCAGCAGCCGGGCUAGAGGAAGAGAAGAAGAUCAGCGAGGGGAUGGGGGCGACGUUGUCGAUUCUCCGGGGUCGAGGCAUCUUAGAGAGCGAAGGGGGCGGUGGGAGUAGUGGAAACGGUGGAAACGGUGGUGAGGGUGGCAGCAGUGGCGGAUCCGCACUCAACACGCGGAUGCGGGCACACCAGCAGUUCCUGGCCGAGAAGCGGCUGCGGCUGGCCAAGCUGGAAGAGGAUGCGCGACGACGCCGCGAGCAGGACCGGGCAGCCGGCGGAGCGCUGGCGCGGAUGACGGCACGUGAGCGCGAGGAGUAUGCGCGACGGCAAAACGCACAGCGCGAAUUCCAGACAUCGCGCAUGCUGCAGGACAUGUUUGCGGAAAAAUAUACGCCCAACUUCCAGAUCGAGUACACGGACGAACACGGCCGCUCGCUCAACGCCAAGGAGGCCUUCCGCGAGCUCAGCCACGGCUUCCACGGCAAGACCAGCGGCCGCGGCAAGACCGACAAGAUGCUCAAGCGCAUCGCCGCCGAGAAACGACACAUGGCCGAGGGUAUCCUGGACGCGAGCGAGGCCGUCGGCAUGAGCUCGGCCGCUCAACAGCAGCUGAAGAAGCGGAAGGAGGCGGGUGUGCGACUAGAUUAG
This is a messenger RNA of Grosmannia clavigera kw1407, 2136 nucleotides long. Its product is annotated as DNA-binding protein. Gene Ontology annotation, cellular component: U4/U6 x U5 tri-snRNP complex. NCBI's taxonomy places the organism in Eukaryota, Fungi, Ascomycota, Sordariomycetes, Ophiostomatales, Ophiostomataceae. The transcript is spliced from 2 exons. The record is from RefSeq and is a predicted model, not a curated record. Gene Ontology annotation, biological process: maturation of 5S rRNA; mRNA cis splicing, via spliceosome. The coding region runs from base 1 to 2136 and encodes 711 amino acids.